Molecule: messenger RNA, 3324 nt
Organism: Lingula anatina
Lineage: Eukaryota; Metazoa; Brachiopoda; Lingulata; Lingulida; Lingulidae
Biological process (GO): protein phosphorylation
Molecular function (GO): ATP binding; protein kinase activity
Source: RefSeq, a predicted model, not a curated record
AUGGCUGCAGCGCAGGAUUUGAGAGAACAUUUUGGACCAGAACAGUUAAAAUUGUUGGGGAAACUUGGCGUCUUGGACGCUAUCCAAAAGCUGAACUUAGAUCCGCCACAUCAGCCAUUACUUGAUAGCUUUGGUACCGAUGAUACAUCUAGGGAAACAUUAGCCAACGCAAGAGACGUCAUUGCUGAGUGUGAACAUUUGUACAAGCAGUGUUCUACUCUUCUGCGCAAUCUAAGUCCAGUAACCAAAUUCUUUAUGAACCGUCUAAAACCGGGAUUUCUCAAAGAGUUCAAAGGCAAUUACGGGUCUCUGAAGCAACAGAAGUUCCCUAUUCUUGUGGCAGGAGAGCAAUCGUCAGGAAAGAGCUCUUUUCUUAACCUACUCAUCGGCGAAAAUGUACUUCCCGAAGGUUUUCGAAAAACCACCGCGCUAAUUUGUGAAAUCCAUCACAGUCAGGCACGCGAGGCGAACGUGUACCAUAGGAGUGGCGCCCUUGUAGAGCACCUCGACCUUUCUUCGCCCGAUCACGCUGAAGAACAGUGGAGAAAACUCAGGCAGUACAUUAAGGGAGAGGAAACCAGCAGCGACCCAGAAAAUCCUUUUGAAAGGGUGGAAAUUGCUUGGCCGGUUGAUUUCUUUACGGGGAUAGCAUCCGAGACCCCAUCUGACCAAUCUAUAGAAGAACAAGAAGAGAUUAACGCCAGAGACACAGACUCCCCAGACAGCGGCGACUCCGAUGCUUCGUCAAAGGACGAAAACGAUAUGCGGGUGGUCUUCGUAGAUAGUCCCGGUUUUCGAGCGGGAACGGAAGAUGUUUUCUGUAACUUAGAGGCCUACAUGACAAAAUGCUUUGGUUUCGUUUACUUGUUAAAUUUGGCAACGAAUGAUGGCGUUGAGGAUGAAGGGAUUCUGAGACUUUUACGCCUUUCGAGAAGCAAGUUGGAGCAUCCAGAGUACAUUAUGAACCCAAGAUCUGCCUUGUUCCUUUGUAACAAAUGGGACUCUGUGCCGGAGGAAGAACGGGAAAGCAUGUACAGAGAUAUUCUUCAGAAACUGCGGACUGAAUGGCCAGGACUGAAAGAAGAGCAAUUGCUGACUUUGUCACUGAAAGAGAUCAAUGAGUCUCGUCGAAAUGGCAAACACGACGUGGGAUUCGACAAAGUUGUUUCAUCUUUGUGUGGCGUUGUUUCACUUGCUGUGUACUACAAGCUGGAUUACUACUGCAGAUGCCUAAGGGGACUUCUCGAGACUGGGUCGUUCACGUGCAACCAGUUAUCUAACGGGCACUCUCUACAGUCAAAGGAUUACAAAACAUGCACUUCCCAGAUCAUAGAAGAGUUACGUAAAUUGGCAGGGAAAGUAAAUAGGGAGAAAGAACAGCUUGCUCAAUUCCGACGAGUGCAGUGCAGUGGAUUACGAAGUAAACUCGAAGAAAUUCUUUUGAAGAAGACGUCUUACUUCACCACGUGGGAAGAAAGCGAGUGCCCUGACCCCGUCGGGACGGAGAGAGAUUGGCCCACUGUGAAAUCAGAAAUUAGCCGGAAGAUUAAAGCUCGGUUUGAAGAGGUUUUAAAUCCUGACAAAACUGAAGAAGUCAAAGAAUGCAUUGAAUUUUAUCGCGAUCUCAUUCGCGAAAAAACUGUACAUACUACCAACAAUUGUCUUAAAGACCUCCAAAAUAUUGAAAAUAACAUUUUGAAUGAGCAACCGUUUACACCAAAUACCCAGCUCCAAAUGGCCGUCGAAGACCACGAAUCGUUUCAGAAGAAGUUGGAUCUUUUCCGUGAUAUCCUGACCAGCAGUCGCUUCUACACUAGUGUUUCUUCAGCAUUUGGCAUCACCUACGUCGCUUAUUUCUCAACAGAAGAUUUCGAGGGGGAGCGGUACGAAAAGAGUAAAGUGACGUUUAUGGAAACAACAGCCAAGCAAUACAUUGACUUGAUCAAAUCCUCAAGUAACCUUACAAAGUUUUCUGAGUACUAUCUGGAUGCAGGCCAAGCACAAGAAUUUGCUUUCCAGGUUAUCCUUGACGGGAUUGACGCAGAUUUGGGGUUGGCAACCGCGCUGCAUGAUGUCAAAAUCACUGAAAAUAUUGGAUCCAAAUUGAAAAGAGAAGCUCAGGCGGUUAGAAAAUUGCACAAAAAGGUGAAAAUAUUUGAAGCAACCCGUGUCCAUCAGUAUGACUUCGAAGCUGGUGAUAUUGAAAACUGGCCGCAUAUCCUUCGACAAAAGACACUCACCGGCUUCAUAGGCGGACUAAGGAACGUCUAUAAAGCAACGUUGCACAACCGCACCAUAGCUAUAAAGACUAUCAAAACACUGUGCCUCACGGAUAACUCAAUGCGCGAAUAUCCAGAUGAUCUCGACAUUUUUAGGGAAUAUGAUAUGAUGAGAAAAUUGAAAUCUGCCAACAGCCGGCAUUUCAUUGACUUCCUUGGUUGUGCAAAAUAUGUCGAAGGGGACAUUUUCUACCUCAUCCUUGCCAUGGAGCUGUGUGAGGACGGGACACUGCGCCACCAUAUUGAAAGCUCGAGAGAGUUCUUGCCUGGCAACUUAGAAGGAAGUACCGAAUUUAAAGCAGGCGUGCGCUUUGUGGCGAGACUGGCUCUUCAGGCAGCCGAGGGACUGUCCGACCUUCAUGCGAUUGGGAUCACUCAUAGAGAUAUCAAAGCUGAAAAUUAUCUGCUUACAAGCGAUGGGACAGUGAAGCUGUGUGACGUCGGCGAGUCUAAGGCAACCUACCUCGUCGAAACCAAAGGCAUCGGUACCGACCCUUACAGAGCUCCUGAGCUUUGGGAUGAACCAGGCCCUUACAAUUCCAGGUGCGAUAUUUUCAGCUUUGGUCUGCUUUUGUGGGAGCUGUGGCACGGGCAAAGGGUUUUUGGCAAUCUGAGGUCCUCCGACGACAUUCACAGAAAUGUGGUCCGUAAGGGAGUGCGUCCAGACGUCCGAAAGGUGUCAUCUGCGUGUGACGCGUGGGCGAGUGUCAUGACGAAAUGCUGGAGCGAAGACCCUACGUCUCGACCCACUGCUAGAGAAGUGGUGAAAAGUCUGCUUGCUGUUAAAAGAAACUAUAACCAGUGAAAAGUUAAAAUAUAAUUUAAAUUUUGCCAAUAUUAUUCUUACCUUGAUAACACACGCUAUUUUUCACAAACAAGUAGAAAGGACAGAUUAUAUAUGAGCUAUCCGACUUAAGGGAAUGUGCCACUCCCCUUUAAGAACAGUGAUAAGGAUCAGUCAUGCAGGUCGAUAGUUUAAGGGCGCAUUCAGAUUGAGUUGAGCCGUGGACUAAGAGCGCAUUCAGAACAGCAGACUAACAUGUCU